CAUAGCUGGUUGAUUCUCUUAAAGUGUUUGUAUAUGGCAUAAAAAUAUAAAUCAAUCUAUAGGCGCGUUAUUAGUGUGUUGUGCUAUCUUGUCGUUGUUGGUGUAAUGCGUCCAAAACACUUUUUUGCCAUAGAAGUGAUUCAGCACAUUUUUGAGUCCGUGUAGAUAAUUUGUGCACGUACUUCAAUGGGUGACCAAAGGGAAAAAUUUUUUAAGCACCCCAGAAGAAAAACAGCCUACGGUACGUUAACUCAGUUUUUGUAUUUCUUACGAUGAGAAAUACAAUAUGAUUUACUACUUCUUAGCUAGUCUUGAGUUAAAUAUUGGUAAGCUCAAUAAAAUAAAAAGUUUAGUUUAUUAGCUCUCAGUUUAUAAACGAAAUAGUUGGACGUUUCGUCUUCAUCUUUCAGCUGGUCCAUUCAUAAGAUUUAUUUCAAAAAUCAUCCAAUCAAAGCCGAAUAUUAUGGUUCUUGAAAACUCAUCCCAAUAGGUUGGGAUGGUGAUAAAGAUCAAUAACAACUCAAAUAUAAACCAACAGUAAGUUCAGGCGACGGUCGUGAGAAGUGGCGGGAAACGAAAGUGAGAGAUGGGAGUUCGACAGCAGUAGGUAGCUUCAGACAACUCAACAGACCGAUAAAGAAAGUAGUUAUUAAAGAUGCAGUUGUUGGAGAGACUAUUUCAAAACAAAACAGAAGCAUCACGCACCUUUGAUCUAGGAGGUAAGACAUUACAGAAGACUUUAAGGGGAAGUUCAACUGACCUCCAGUCAGCCUUCAGUUAUCAUUUAUUUCCAAUCAACUUGAACGGCAAACUGACACAAGUCUCCAACUCUUGAGUUAAAAACGCUCUGGGUAACCUAAAGUGAGGGAGAACAGCAAACCCUAAUGACAUGAUCUGAGAGAUUUCCAAGGAAGAUGGUCAAAUUUUAGCUGUUAGGCUGAGUGAGAUACUAGCUAAACCUUAAGGACUAGGAGUUGUCCCGUCUCCAUCGUCUCAGGCUGUAAGAAUGGAUAAAAAACCCUUCUGCGAUAACCAGAGAGUGAUCCGUUUGACUAAUAUAGAGUCUAAAAUAUUAGUCUCAAUAAUUCAACGCUUAUAUGGAGCUCGUGAAAAUCAAAUCCGCGAAAUCCAGGCUGCUUUUAGGCCUGGACAUGUUCGUACUGACUAAAUUUUCGCUCCUAAACUCUAGAUAAUAUCUCAGUCAAUCUACAGACCACAAUCCUAAUUAUCUAUUUGCUCAUGUUGCAGAAGUUUGACUUCUAAUCCCAUUAAGAGUAUUUAUCAGGACUGUAUCUGAUCUAAUUGCACAUUAAUGUCACAUGGAAAUUCAACUUCUUAUCAACUCACAGUGGUUCGGUGAGUUUUUUUUCAAUGUAUAAAAAUCUGGUAUGCGAAUUUUUAUCCCUUGGAUAGAAUUCUCCAGCAAGUCGAUAGAACGCUGUGUUGCUUCGAAUCACUUUUUUUUGUGACUUUUGUAUAUGAGAACUUAUUUCAGUGCAUCAGAAAGAAUAUGAUUGACGGUAUCAAUACUUUUCCAAUAUGUGCCAUUGUUAUUCAGUCAAAAACUACCUGUAAGUGAAUCAUUCGAAGUAGUAAAUAGAUGUUUUGUCAUAAAUCCUUAAACUCAGUUGGUUUUAUUUGAUUCGUUUUAUUAUCAAACUUGGAACUUUUAUGUAUGAUGCUAUGUUACUGCUUAACUAUUGAUUUAUUAUCAAGUACUUCACAUUUCCUAACGUAGGUUAAUUUGCCCUACAACGAUAUCAUUUAGCGUUAUUGGUAGUUAAUAUUAAUAAUCGGAAGAAUAGUUUUUUUAGCAUACUGCUCAAUUAUUCGCUUCCUUUUUGUCUUCUAGUUGCUUCACGUUAUUUGGAAAAAUCAAAUACUGUCCAUCGAUCUGUGAGUGAAGUGUUUGGAUUAUACUUGCUUUCAAACAACUUAGGUUUCGUCUGUAAGGGAAAAGUCGACCAAUGAACGACAAAACAGUUCUAUUGUGAAGCGGCAAUCGUCUCCAAAAUUUGGAGUCAAUGCAUCGAAUGCUCAAUUAGUCAUUGAUUAGGAUUCAGUUGCUUCUGCAAUUCACUCACAUGACAUGGAACAUGGUAGCGUCAUUGAACAUUCUUCUGGUUCAUUAACCUUGGAUAAUCCUGUAAAAAAGCUUAAUGAAUUAGAUGUUGAUUCAUUGUCUGAUAUAUCAUUAGCUGCAUAUACUGUUUGGAUAUUGUUUCAACGUUAUACAUCAUCUUACAUUGUGAAUAAAGUAGAAUGUGAUUAUGCUAAAAUUGUUGGUCUGUUAAAUCGCAUAAGAUCUACACGCGAAGAAAUUAUUCGCUUACGUAAAACAAAACAUGAUUGGGAAAACUGGUUUCAAUCAGUCAAAGAUUUACAUAAUGAGCACAAGAUACUUACAGAUUUAAUUCAAAUGUUGGGUAUAUCUGAAUGUAAUUCAAAAGAGAAUGAUAAUUCUUUAGAAAGUCAAAAUUUUAAUCAAACAGAAUUAAUUCCUCAACUCGAACAAACUAUAUUACAAAAAUUUUCACCUGUAUUAAAUCGUUUAACUGUGAAAGAAAUAAACUUGGAUAAUUAUGAAAAUGUUUGCCACGAUUUACAACAACUUAGUGAUAUAGCAUCUUUGUUUUCUAACAUCAGUGAAAAUGACAUUGACUCAUUCGAACAGUUGGCAGAUGAAGUGAAUAAUUUUGCUGAUCAUUUACAAAAUAGAAUUUAUCCUCAAAAUAUUGCACAAUAUGAACAGUUAAUGCAAUGUUUACAAACUUUUAUUUUAUAUACUUCACUGAAAUGUGAACAAAUUGAACGUAAAUGGCUUAAACAAAUACUUUUAUCAGAUUAAUUUUUUUUAAAAAAGAUAUUUUUCCGAAGAAGAAC
Schistosoma haematobium is the source of this 2883-nucleotide messenger RNA. RefSeq lists its product as uncharacterized. The record is from RefSeq and is a predicted model, not a curated record. The transcript has 6 exons. The coding region runs from base 2090 to 2848 and encodes 252 amino acids. NCBI's taxonomy places the organism in Eukaryota, Metazoa, Platyhelminthes, Trematoda, Strigeidida, Schistosomatidae.